AUGAGCUGGUCUGGAGGAGAUUGGUUGUGUGGUGCUUGCGAGCACAUAAAUUUCAAGAAGAGGGAAGCAUGCCAAAGUUGUGGGUACCCCAAGUAUGGAGGCCCUGACCCAUCAACCUAUAGAUAUAGCAGGACUGAAACGUUGGCAGGGGAUUGGUUUUGCACCGCUAUGAACUGUGGAGCUCACAACUAUGCAAGCAGAUCCAACUGCUAUAGAUGUGGUUCAUUUAAAGAUGAUUAUUCUUCUGGAUAUGGAGGUAACAUGGCCGGUUCUAGAGGAUAUGGUUCUGAUUGCAGUUCUCCACCGGGAUGGAAAAGUGGAGACUGGAUUUGCCCAAGAACUGGCUGUGGAAUGCAUAAUUACGCUAGCAGGACAGAAUGCUACAAAUGCAAAAUGCCAAGGGAUUAUGGUGGUGCUGACUGA
This is a messenger RNA of Vicia faba (fava bean), 423 nucleotides long. Lineage: Eukaryota; Viridiplantae; Streptophyta; Magnoliopsida; Fabales; Fabaceae. The record is from the annotation of a GenBank genome assembly.